Molecule: messenger RNA, 764 nt
Organism: Acanthoscelides obtectus
Lineage: Eukaryota; Metazoa; Arthropoda; Insecta; Coleoptera; Chrysomelidae
Source: the annotation of a GenBank genome assembly
AGCUUCAGGGGAGAGACAAAGAACUAGCAGAAAUGAUUUCUGAUUUAAAAGCAUUAAUCAAAAAGCUUGAGCUUUAGGAACAAAACUUAAUCGAUGGCAAUACCAGGCAUUUUCCUAUUCUUUCAGAAAAGAUAUCUCAACGUCCAUUAGAACCAUAUGACAUCUCUAACUUGAAUUAUAACUUCAAAAAUCGUUUCAAGGGUUUCAACGAAAUUGCGACAGUCUCGCAAUUUGUUGUUUCACCCUUCAUGGAAAUUGAUAUGCAACAGUUUUCAACUUCUGUUACGCAGAAUUUUAGCGAAGACAUCGCUGCGACAGAAAUGGAAGUGAUUGCGUCGUUUAAAAAUGAUUUAGCUUUAAAAUCAUUAGCCUCAAAUACAAAACGUAUCUGGCCUUUAGUAAGUAAAUAUAAAUAUUCAGUUUUAUGUCGUUUUGCCUUGAAAGUAAAAACGUUAUUUAGUUUAACCUAUUUGUGUGAAUCUUCUUUUUCAAAUAUGAAGUUUAUUAAGAACAAAUACGUAAUUGACUUACAGAUACAUUUGGAUAAUUUUAUUCGAAUGGCGGUAUCAAAUUAUACUUCAAACAUUAAAAAAAUUGUCAGUGAGUCUGAGUGUCAGGCUUCUCAUUGAACACGCAUUUUUUUCUGGACAUGUUUUUGUUUAAAAUAGUGCGGUUAUUUUUUUAUUUUACCUUUUUAAAUCGUAUGUGACAUGCCAUUGUAGCUGACGAAAAAUUUUGUUUAUUUUUCAAACACCGUCGAUUGG